Messenger RNA from Cornus florida, 1013 nucleotides. Its product is annotated as mitochondrial import inner membrane translocase subunit TIM23-3. The transcript has a single exon. Gene Ontology annotation, molecular function: transmembrane protein transporter activity. Gene Ontology annotation, biological process: protein import into mitochondrial matrix. Lineage: Eukaryota; Viridiplantae; Streptophyta; Magnoliopsida; Cornales; Cornaceae. The record is from RefSeq and is a predicted model, not a curated record. Gene Ontology annotation, cellular component: TIM23 mitochondrial import inner membrane translocase complex; mitochondrial inner membrane. The coding region runs from base 216 to 770 and encodes 184 amino acids.
AUGGUUGAACCGUCUUGAAGGAGAAGCCAAAAGCCAGAACCCUCUAGGUGACGACCUUAAACCCUACGCGGAGCAGAGAGGGUUUUUCUCUACAAGCCCUAAACCCCUCUUUUCUCGUCCGAUUCACGAGCUGACAACCCUUUAAAUCUUUCUCAUCCUUCUUCAAACCGUCUUCGAUUUUCAUUUCAAAUCUCAGUCGUCCUCAAUCUUCAACAAUGGCCUCUGAUUCAUCAUCAGAAAAAAAGCCUAAAUCAUACCGUCAAUACCACCCCUACCAAGACUUCAACGUCCCAAUCCAAAACCUGUACAACCUCCCCUCCUCCCCCGAAUACCUCUUCUCCGAAGAAGCCGCAGUGCAACGCCGCUCGUGGAGUGAAAACCUCACGUACUACACCGGUUCCGGCUACCUCGCCGGCGCGAUCGUCGGCGCCGCCAAAGGGACCUUGCAGGGCUUCAAGGAGGCUGAGGCUGGUGAAACCCUCAAGCUCCGCGUCAAUAGGGUGCUCAAUACGGGCGGCUCGGCGGGCCGGAGGUUCGGGAACUCGCUUGGCAUCUUGGGUUUGAUAUUCUCAGGGUUGGAGAGUGGGCUUGUGCACUUUAGCGGGACUGAUGGCUUGUUGAACAGCGUGGUGGCUGGAUUGGGGACGGGUGCUCUGUAUCGGGCAGCGGCCGGGCCGAGGUCGGCGGCAAUUGCUGGGGCGGUCGGAGGAUUGGCUGCAGCUGCGGCGGUCGCGGGCAAGCAGGCGGUUCGGAGAUACGUGCCCAUAUAGUGAGAUUUCAGUGAAUUUUUAUUGAAUAUCGGGUUUAUGACUUUUUGGGAGGUUGCUUAGUUUAUGACUUUUUGGGAGGUUGCUUAGUUUUUUUAUUUAAUAUUACUGUGUUUAUGGGAUUUGAUAUAAUUUAGUUGUUUUUCUUUUUAUAAUUAUCCAAUCUGCCGACUUGUUUUUCUUGAGGAUUUUUGAGCUUUGUUAUUCUAGUUUGAAUCAUAAUUGUAGUGUUAUAAUUCUGAUCGA